UUUAUUGCUAGCAAUUGGCAGUAUUGUGACUGUUUCCAUGAUUUCGGUCGGUAGCAUUUUUUUGCACUGUCAGUUUAUAAGGUUUAUAAUAUAACGUUUAUAAAAAUUCAAUAAUCUAGAGUUUCUAUUCCAUUUUUUUCAAUUCUAGAAGAAAAUGGCUCGACGAUAUGAUACACGAACAACGAUUUUUUCGCCUGAGGGUCGAUUAUAUCAAGUAGAAUAUGCAAUGGAAGCGAUAAGUCAUGCAGGAACUUGUCUUGGGAUAUUGGCGACUGAUGGAAUUUUAUUGGCUGCCGAAAAGCGAAAUACAAAUAAACUUCUCGAUGAGGUCUUCUUUUCGGAGAAAAUUUAUAAACUGAAUGACGACGUUGUUUGCUCAGUGGCGGGUAUCACGUCAGACGCAAAUGUCCUGACAAAUGAGUUGCGAUUAAUUGGACAACGAUAUCUCCUGCAGUAUGGAGAACCAAUUCCAUGUGAACAACUUGUCUCUUGGCUUUGCGACGUUAAACAGGCGUACACACAAUACGGUGGAAAGAGACCUUUUGGUGUUUCAAUUCUCUACAUGGGAUGGGACCGUCAUUAUGGUUAUCAGCUUUACCAGUCAGAUCCGAGUGGUAAUUACGGUGGAUGGAAGGCGACGUGCAUUGGUAAUAAUUCAGCGGCUGCAAUUUCAUCGCUUAAACAGGAAUAUAAAGAGGGCGAGACAACUUUAAAGGAUGCAAUGGCUCUGGCUAUUAAGGUUCUUUCCAAAACUUUGGACAUGAAUAAACUUUCAGCCGAGAAAGUCGAAUUGGCAACUUUAACCAGAGAGAAUGGAAAAACAAAGACGAAAAUUUUACCAGCUGCUGAAGUUAAUGCACUAAUUCAGGAGCACGACAGAUUAGAGGCACUUGCCGAACAGGCCAAAAAGGAAAAGCAAAAAUCUUAGUUUUAUUUAAAUGUGCUUCUUUCAAUUGUCUACAAAUUUGGUUAAUAGAUAUCUAUUCAAUAAAAUGGAUUCUUUUUUAUUCAAA
This is a messenger RNA of Leptopilina heterotoma, 1013 nucleotides long. It is a transcript of the gene Prosalpha3, whose product is annotated as proteasome subunit alpha type-4. Bases 155 to 928 code for a protein of 257 amino acids. The transcript has 3 exons. Gene Ontology annotation, cellular component: cytosol; proteasome core complex; nucleus. Gene Ontology annotation, biological process: ubiquitin-dependent protein catabolic process. The record is from RefSeq and is a predicted model, not a curated record. Lineage: Eukaryota; Metazoa; Arthropoda; Insecta; Hymenoptera; Figitidae.